Molecule: messenger RNA, 834 nt
Organism: Laccaria bicolor S238N-H82
Lineage: Eukaryota; Fungi; Basidiomycota; Agaricomycetes; Agaricales; Hydnangiaceae
Exons: 2
Coding region: 1-834 (277 amino acids)
Source: RefSeq, a predicted model, not a curated record
AUGCUGGACUUUGUUAAUGAGCUGUUUGUUCGUUCACCUCCAAACACUACUGCAUGGUGUGACUCACUUGAGGCAUUUCUGAGUUCUCGUACAUAUAAGCUUGAGAGUAGAGAUGCCAUAAGACGUCGCUUUGGAAAUGCACUACAGUGGUAUGGCAAUCUCAUUGCCCAGAAAGAACAUUUGAUCUCUGGGGUUAUAAAUGAGGGCUCUCUAAAAUACCUUGCAGAGGCUGGGUCUUCACUUGAAUCAGAUGAUAUAGAGGGAAACCAAAACUAUGAACCUCCCCCUUCAUCUAGUCCUACUUCAGUGGCAGAUGAGGCUAGUGAUGACUCUGAUGAGUCUCAUGAGAGUAAGAAUACUACAAAUGGUGAAUCAGAUCUUCAGCGUCCAAGUGAAUACUUGCGGAAACGGUGCCCUCUCUGUUUUGGUGGGGAUAAUCCACAUGACCCAAAUUUUAUGGCUGAUAUCAUUGUAUGCAUUGAUGCUUGUUUUACUCACAAGAGAAGAAACCCUGCAAAAGGUGGGGCAAAGGGACCUGAAAAUCUGCAUCCUGAUACAGUAUUUGUGCCUGAGAAAUAUGUAAUGGAGAUGAAGGCUUUAGUUGAGACAGUUCGACCAGAGAAGUCAAAAGGAAAAGAAAAAGCUAAUGUACCAUCUGAUGGACAACCGGCUGAAGACUCAUAUGAACCUGGCAUGAAGGUCCCUGUCUCAGCUUUGGAGGGAUGCCUGGCCUCCUUUAUUGCAGAAGAUGAGAGAAGAACUAAAGCCAGCACACAGUUCUUUGCAGAUACAGGUCUUAUGGCCAUGCUGUGUCAUCAUGACCAUGUUCUCUAG